Molecule: messenger RNA, 962 nt
Organism: Lates calcarifer (barramundi perch)
Lineage: Eukaryota; Metazoa; Chordata; Actinopteri; Centropomidae
Product: type-2 ice-structuring protein-like
Exons: 8
Coding region: 114-731 (205 amino acids)
Molecular function (GO): signaling receptor activity
Source: RefSeq, a predicted model, not a curated record
AUAGGUGCUGGUGUAUAUAAGAGGACCACAGGCUGACACUGAGAAAGAAGAAGCGAAGGUCAUUCCUCAGCUGGUUUGUUCUCAUCUCUUUGCCCUCUUCAACAUCUACCAGGAUGCUGACUGUGUCUCUUCUUGUUUGUGCCGUGAUGGCUCUGGCCAGUGCUGAUGACAACAGCACCACAUCUAUAGUAGAUGUCAGUGUUGCAGAGGACAACAGCACCACAUCUUUAGAUGUCAAUGCUGCAGAGGACAACAGCACCACAUCUUUAGAUGUCAAUGCUGCAGAGGACGACAGCACCACAUCUAAAAAAGAAGAAGUGGCUCCCUCCUGUGAAAUUGGUUGGUCUGAGUUCAAUGGUCGCUGUUUCCUGUUCGUGUCAACAGAGAUGAGUUGGGCUGAUGCUGAGAAAAACUGUCUGCACAAGAAAGGACACCUUGCAUCGGUCCACAACGAGGAGGAGUACAAACACAUUCAGGCUGUGGUGAAUGCACACACCGGAGGUCAUCCAACAACAUGGGUUGGAGGCUCUGACUGUCAAAAGGAGGGUAUCUGGCUCUGGAGUGACGGCAGCGGUUUUGAAUUUGACUCCUGGUGUGAAGGACAACCAGACAAUUAUGUUGGUGCCGAGUCUUGUUUACAGAUUAAUGCUAACGAGAGCCAUUGCUGGAAUGACUUCCCGUGUUCAACUGUCCUCCCAUCAGUCUGUGCCAGCGUCCCUCAAAGCUCCUGAGCCGAGUGUCAUGUACCUACCAAACACACAAACAUGGUUGGAUGAGAGAGUCUUUGUGUAAUCGGUCUCAUGUGUAAUCACAUCUUUGAUUCUCUGCUGUAACGCUACUGAAGGGACGAAGCGACAAGUGACGUGAAUGGGAGCUGGAGCUCCUCUCUGAGAAGACUGAAUGUGUAAUGAAGAGAACGCUUUAAGCAACAAUCUUAUUAAAAACUGGAGUACUGAAACAAA